Molecule: messenger RNA, 1698 nt
Organism: Paralichthys olivaceus (Japanese flounder)
Lineage: Eukaryota; Metazoa; Chordata; Actinopteri; Pleuronectiformes; Paralichthyidae
Source: RefSeq, a predicted model, not a curated record
GACAGACGGAGAUCAGUGCGAGUCCAACCCCUGCCUCCACGGAGGAAACUGCACCGACCGAGUGGGCGCGUUCCUGUGCUCCUGCCCCGCCCCCUACUCUGGACCAACCUGUGGGCUGGGAGCCGGAGGACUACAACCGCCCACCGCUCCUCAAGUCGGCGCACCAGAAAUCGCCAAGUGUCCGAUUGGAGGUCCGACCACGUGUGACCAGCUGUGCACAGCGUCCCGCAAAUCCUACAUCUGCUCCUGCAUGACGGGAUUCAAACUCCAGACGGACAGACACAGCUGUGUGCCUGAAGGGGAGUUUCCCUGCGGGCGACUUCCUGACCCUGUGACCACGUCAACAUGUUGCCAUGGAAACUGUCCCUGGCAGGCGUCGCUGCUGAACAGUUGGGGGGAGGAGAUGUGUGGGGGCGUGGUGCUAGGGCGGCACACCAUCCUGACCUCGGCCCGCUGCCUCCUGCUGGACUCGGGAUCCGCCCGUCAUACGUCCACGUUCUUCGUGGUCGUUGGCGAGAACAGGAUGUUCCUCCCCGUCCGGGCUCUGCACAUCCACAACCGUUUCCGAUUAGAUCACCAUGACAACGACCUCGCCCUCCUCGAGCUGGCCAAACCCCUGCACUUUGGCCCCUCCCUCCUCCACCUCUGCCUGCCCACCAAGGAUUUCAGCGAAAACAUCCUAAUGCAUUCUGGGAGGACGGGGGUAGCCGGGAGACGGGGCGGCAGACAGAACCAGGAGCUGGUCUACAUGACGCUGGACGAGUGUCGCGGCGAGUUGAGCGUCUCACAUCCGCUCAGCAACAAAAUGUUCUGCAUGAGGAGGCAGACCGUUCAGGAGGAGGGUCAACACGAGGCCCGCGGCCCAGCGGCCGGACCUGUAAUGAACCAAAAUGGCAGCCAGAAUACCAACGGUCGAGUUGGACACCAGGGGGCGCCAAUCGGAGCCAAGCAUAAAAACAGCAGCAGUGAGAAUACUGAACAGACGCCUUCGGGAUUAGACGGCGGUUUGAGGAUGGAGGUCGGCAGCAGGCGGUGCAAUGGACUGUUGCCGGGAUCGCCCGUCACCACCUUGGCUCAGGGGACGGCGUUUCUGACCGGGCUGCUGAUCUCACCCGCAGGCAGCGACGGCCUCGUGUUCACCAAACUUUCCCGAUACCUGACCUGGAUCAGACCGAGACUGAAGGCGGCCGAGGAUCGAAUGAUGCCACAAGUCAACCAAUAUCCCGAGGCUCGCUAACAGCUCGCCUAAACUGCCGCCAUCUUUGAAACUCUCAGCUUUCAGAAUCGCUUCAAAUGUUUUUACGAACCCUACGAUGUCUGGUGACACCUGGUGGUCACUGGUGGUAACAGCAGGUGUGUCAAGUGUCAUGUUUUUAAAGAUCAAAAUACAUUGUGCUUCCUGUCGCUGCUUCACAAUAAAAGUCUCCCUGCCUUUACCUUAGUGCAAUUGAAGAAAUAAGAGACCAUUCCAGGUGAAAAUAUGAAAUAGUUCAAAAACAUUGAAUAAAUAAAACCGACUUUGAAUUGAAACAUGUUUAAUGUGAAGCAGGAACUUCAACUUCCUGUCAAGACGUGAGUCUAAAAAUUAUUAAACACAAUGAAUUAUUAUUGAUGACAAAAUACAAACCAAUAAAAAACGGUUUGAGUUCAUGAAAACCUAUUUUUUCUUUGAUCGAACACUAAAUUUAAGUUUCGUUC